GUGACAUACAGUUGUAUUUUGAACAGACUUGACGAAAAAAAAUGCUGUUUUUUUCACCUCAGGUUAGGUAAAAGAACAUUAGACUGAAUUUUUUUAUUGAUUGUGACAGUGGGCCUAAUGGAAUAUUGAUAAUUAAAAUACUAGGAUAAAUUAGCACAGAGAAUGGCCAAACUAGUCAGAUGGGGAAUAUUUUACAAUGGGAUAGUUUUAUUUAUGGUGGCAGAAUACCUGAGGACUUGUGAUGCGCAAAAAAAAAAUGAUUGUCCGACUUACGGGGACUACAGAACAGUGAAGAAUAACCCGAAGUGUUGGUAUAAUUUCAAUGCUGUUCUAAACUUCCCUUCUGUAGUUCGAAAUAACGGUUACGACUGUGAAGAAUAUAAGGUUCAAACUGAAGACGGAUUUAUUCUGGGUCUCUUCAAAAUACCAGGAAAUGAACGAUAUGGUUCUGAAAAGAAAAAUUUCCCAGUCUAUAUACAACAUGGAAUUUAUGGAUCUUCCGCUGUUUUCGUAUCAAGUGGAAAAAAUUCUUUGGCUUUCCUACUUGCAGAUGCCGGAUAUGAUGUCUGGCUUGGAAAUUAUCGAGGCAAUGAAUAUUCUGAAGAACAUGUGAACUACACCACUAAGGAUAGGGAAUUUUGGGAUCAUACAUUGGACGAAUUCGUGCAAUACGACUCACCAGCAAUUCUCAAUUAUAUCCUCGAAAGAACUCCAGGUGGUGGACAAAUAAUAUAUAUUGGUUACUCAUUGGGAACAACUAUUGGACUCAUGUACAGCUCAAAGUAUCCGGAAGAGGCGAAACAUAAAAUCAAACUUAUGAUACUUACUGGUCCUGCCUAUACGCUCUCACACAUGAAGUCGCCAUAUAAAUGGUUAGCACCCUUGGGAAAACCCGUACUGGUUGCAGUUCAAUGGAUAGGUCUGAUGAGAGUUGUCUCUCAAGCGGUAUUUAUUAAAGAAUUUUUAAGAAUACCUUGCACUGAACAUCCAAGUAUGAUAAGAACUUGUGUCCUAGCAUGGAAUAUAUUUUAUGGCCUUGGUUCACGUCUUAGACCAGAAAUCGUACCCGUUCAUCGGAAUCUUUUUCCUGCAGGAACCUCUUACAAAGUUUUGGUUCAUAUAACUGACCUUAUAGCAGGAAACUUUCGACACUACAAUCAUGGAUAUAAGAAGAACAUCAGGAGAUAUGGAACCAGAAAGCCGCCAAUAUAUGAUAUAAAGAAAAUUCAGAUACCGAUCCAAAUAGUUUACAGUACAAGUGACUGGGCAACUACUGAAAAGGAUGCUCUGAAUUUAUAUCAUAAGUUGCCCAAAGAAGCAAUACAUGGAGUAAAAAGGAUUUCAGACAAAAACUUCAACCAUCUCGAUUUUUUAUUGGCAAAAGAGGCUAAAACUAUAGUUUAUGAUGAUUUGCUCAAUAUUAUAAACGAUGUUUUACCAAAAGAAGAAGGAUACGAUGUGAAAGCCCUUCUUCCACAGCAUACCAUAGUACGACAGUAUGGAUACGAUUUCGAAGAGUAUAAAGUUGAAACGAAAGAUGGAUUUAUUUUGAGUUUGUUCAAAAUACCAAGUCGAAAUCGAUAUGAUUCGGUUAAAAAAUAUUUCCCGGUUUAUUUACAACAUGGACUCUUGUCAACUGCAUCCAACUUUGUGGCUAUAGGAAAGGAUUCUUUGGCGUUCAAUCUAGCGGAUGAAGGACAUGAUGUGUGGCUUGGAAAUUUUAGAGGAAAUGAAUAUUCUGAAAGCCAUGUGAACUACACCACAGCAGAUGAAGAAUUUUGGGACCAUACGUUGGACGACAUCGUACAAUACGAUUUCCCAGCAAUUUUCAAUCAAAUUCUCGAAAGAACUCCUGUAGGUGGGCAAAUAAUUUAUAUUGGUCACUCGUUGGGGACUACUGUAGGACUUAUGUUCAGUUCGAAGUACCCGAAAGAAGCAAAACACCUCUUCAAACUCAUGAUAUUGUUAUGCCCUGCCUACACCCUCACAAAUAUGAUUUCACCGUACAGGCUAGGCGCACCUUUCGGACCAAUGAUUCUGGACACAACCCAAAGAAUGAAAAUGAUGAGACUUCUGUCACAAGCAGAAACAACAAGGACAUUCAUGACAACACUUUGCUUAGAGCAUCCAAGAUUGAUGAUAAUGUGUUUACGAUCAUGGAAUCUCUUUUACGGCCUUGGUACCCGGAUGAGACCUGAAUUGGUACCAGUUUUCUUUCAUCAACUGCCCGGUGGAACUUCUAUGAAAAUCGGCAAUCAUGCAGCUGAUAUAGUGUUGGGAAAUUUCCGACACUAUGAUCAUGGACCCAAGGAAAAUUUAUGGAGAUAUGGUACUGAAAGGCCUCCGAUAUAUAAUAUUAAAAAAAUUGAGAUUCCGAUUUAUAUAGUUUACAGUACAGGUGACUGGGCAACUUCUGAAAAGGAUGCCCUCAAUUUAUAUAGUAAGCUGCCCAAAGUAGCGAGACAUGGAAUACGAAGGAUUUCGGAGAGAAACUUUAACCAUAUAGAUUUUCUCUUCGCGAAAGAAGCUAAGAAUAUAGUUUACGAUGACUUAUUGGAUGUGAUGAGAAAAAUUUUACCAGAUUGAUUUUCUUCAUGAUAUGGAAUGCCUAAAUGAGACUGACACCAUAAAAUA
Coccinella septempunctata (seven-spotted ladybird) is the source of this 2634-nucleotide messenger RNA. RefSeq lists its product as uncharacterized. Gene Ontology annotation, biological process: lipid metabolic process. Lineage: Eukaryota; Metazoa; Arthropoda; Insecta; Coleoptera; Coccinellidae. The record is from RefSeq and is a predicted model, not a curated record. Bases 163 to 2586 code for a protein of 807 amino acids. The transcript has 14 exons.